Molecule: messenger RNA, 468 nt
Organism: Phalaenopsis equestris
Lineage: Eukaryota; Viridiplantae; Streptophyta; Magnoliopsida; Asparagales; Orchidaceae
Product: probable mannan synthase 7
Exons: 2
Cellular component (GO): Golgi apparatus
Molecular function (GO): mannan synthase activity
Source: RefSeq, a predicted model, not a curated record
CUACUAGCUUCAAGUCCACAAAGAUUCAACAUUAGCAUUGGAGGGAGGGAGGAGAGGAAGAAUAUGGAAGGUGCAAAUAACCUCUCUCUCCCAAUAUCAUUAGUUCGUGCUUAUGAGUAUGUUCAUGUGCCAAUGAAUAAGCUAUCAACCCACAUAUGGAUGACACUAUCAUGGAUGAGGGAGGUGGUGAUUUUGCCAACAAUCAAGGCCAUUUUUGUAGCACUAUUGUGGAUGAGAGAAGUUGUGGUUUUGCCGGUAAUGAAAGUAGUAUUAGCGGCGUGCUUAACAAUGUUGGUGUUGGUGAUGAUAGAGAAAAUGACGAUGGGGUUUGUGAGUCUCUAUGCCAAAAUAUUUCGCCGAAAGGCAGAGAAGAUAUACAAGUGUGAUCCUAUUGAAGAUGAUGAAGAGCUUGGGAGCUUGGUCUACCCUAUGGUGCUUGUUCAAAUACCAAUGUAUAAUGAAAAAGAG